GUUGAAUGGAUCUUAGCAAUCUCAGAAGGCGGAGUACGUAAUUAAAAUUUCUAUCAAUCUAUUGUCUUCCGUCGCAAAAAGAAAUCUGAUUAAUUUAAUGUCUAAACUGCUUGAGUAAGUGAUAAUCAAUGUAACGGCAUUAACAACAUAUUAACUUAUCAGAACAAAGUCUUUAAGUAAAUUUGCUCUUAAGUUGUUAUAGAUAUGGAAGUGGGGACGGAUACAAUGGAAUUUUCUUGAUAGCAGUAGUUUUGUUAACGAAUUACGUGUCUUGCAGCUAAAAAUCUACGUCAGUUCACGUCCGACUGCGGCAGCAAUCAAAGAUCAGUUUACUAAUGUGUCACGUCGGAAUAAAUUCUUUGGAUCACUGGAAACUCCUGCAUAGCCACAGCUUUGAAAUGUCAGAUUAUCCCAGAUCGUGCGUAUUCCAAGAGAACCGAAACUAAUCCGUUCUGAAACGCAAUCAGCUUAACUCCGAAACGCAAUAAAUCCCUUUGACGCAUCGCGUGCUCGUUGUUCCCGUUAUUGAAUCGCCGAAAGCGCACGAUUAAGACUUCGAUCGAUUCCCUUUUCCGCCGCUAGAACCGAAAAGGUACUCCAGAACGUGAAAGGUACCCUUCACGUCCAGGCCAUCCUUCGCCUAUCCAAUUAAAAAAAAAAACAAAGACAAAAUUCCUAUUUUGUCCGUGUUUUUCUCUUUCCUCUAUACUCGACGCUAAUGGGUUUCGACGAUGGCGGACAGGACUUGGAUAAAUCGAGUCGUUCGUGGGGACCGAUUGAGCGGUUCAACUCGAUGCUUGACAUUUUCUCGCCGGCGACAAUUAACAACUGUAUCCGUUGUCACAGUUUAUUUGAGAAACAUACAUACAUCGCAGACGCGCGACGUGCGAUAAGCCGCGACGAAUCCUCGUGGGUUUGUACGGGGAAAAAUAUCGGUCCGCUUGUGAUAAUGGAGAACACGCGGGAGAUAAGCACAUAAAGGAGGCACUAAGAUGCGUCUCCUCUCUCCAUCAAUCAUGAAUCGCACCACUAUGUGGGAACGACGAGCGGCUGCCUGUUGCUCGUUACCAAUCAGCGAAAGAAGACGCGUGUCACGAGGGCCUUCAGUUAUCAUUUCUACGCGCAGUGGUACUUAAUGGUGCACUAGCUUGUAAUUAACGGCAGUCGAAUUAAGGACAAUUAGACGCGAGGGCGAUGGUGAGUCGUCUGUGCCACGGUUCUGGAGCUGAUUAUGAAGUAACAGAUAUAUUAGAUUGAUCGGACCGCAUCGAUAAGACGCGGCUGACUUGAUCCAAUGCGGUUUCGGACUUCAGAAGUUACCAGUGUUUAGUUUGUUAUUUGCGGGCGAUGGAAGCAGCGAGAAGCUUAGCCGCUAAAAUCGACUGAUAAUUACGGCUGGUAAUUAGGCGCUUAAUUGCUUCAAUCUUCGAAAACUUCGCGAAGAUACGUCGCGAAACAGAUACGGGAAUAAGAACAAAAGAAAAAACCGACGGAGUAAUAAAAAUUGAACAUAUUAUUUUGGACUGUUAAUCGAAGUAGUGUUUCGUGCAAUCGCGGCAAGCAUACAGAUACAGACGAAAAUAAUCUUCGAUCGGUAUUAAUUAAUGUAUUUAUAUUUAAAUAUUUUCGGAAUAAACUUUAUAAUUAUAUAUGUAAAAUAAAUACGUGCUAUAUUAUGAAACAGUGAAGUAAUAUUGUUGCCGUGUAUUUCUAUUCGUCUUCGAUAUAUUUGUUUCGAUUAUGAUUUGGAGAAAAAUAAAACAAAGAGAGAAAUUCAAUAAUUAUAUAAUUAAAUGUGUUAACAACACCACACACAUAAGCAAUAUUCCGAAAGGUGUGACUAUACGAGCGGAAAACUCAGUGGGAGCCAGCCAGAAAGAGGAGCGACACCGCCGACCACAUUCUACCCGCAUUCGAUAAAGCUCGAGGAAACUACUUGUUGGAUUCGUUGAAGGCUGAAGCUCCGGAAUCGCCAGAAGAAAUAGGACAGCCGUUCCAUUCUCGUCUUACAUGGCUACGACCACGAAUAUCAACGUGCUAAAAGAAGCGAGAUCGAAAGGGGAGAUCGUGACGCAAGUUUCGCCUUCCCAGGACAAGCAUUGCGACGAAAAAACGACGAAGCACAAACAGACGCAAUGGAGGCAAUGGCUGGCGUGCAUAUCAGCGACUCUAUCCAUGGUCGCGGUCGGCACCGUUUACGGAUGGACCACCACGUCGCUCUCGCGGCUCACAUCCGGCGCCAGCGAUGUUCCCAUGAAGAUAACCGAUGACGAGGGCUCGUGGAUCGUGUCGCUGACGGUGAUCGGCUCGAUGAUCGGUCCGUUUCUCGGCGCUAGCCUCGCCGAUCGAUAUGGACGUAAGAGGUGUCUUCUGUUAGCCAGCGGUUUCUUCAUCGUUGGUUGGAUAGUCGUCUUCUUCGCCCAGACCGUCGCUGCCCUCUACGUCUCUAGGGUGAUCCUCGGCAUCGGCGUAGGCAUUGCGUAUACCACCAAUCCGAUGUACGUGUCGGAGGUUGCCGACGUCGAAAUCAGAGGUGCCCUUGGCACCUUGAUCGCCGUGAACGUGUUCACCGGUUCCUUGCUGACGUGCAGUAUCGGUCCGUGGAUAUCGUAUCAAGCUUUAACGGCCGUACUCUUUACGGUACCUAUCAUCUUCGUGGCAUGCUUCUCCUGGUUUCCUGAGACCCCCGCCUUUCUCGCGGCCAGGGGCCGCCGAGCGGAAGCCACCAGAUCCCUGGCGUUCUUUAAAGGGAUUCGCGAUCGCGACGAGGCAAGGAGAGAACUGGAAUACACUUUACGUAAUGUUUUUAUCGAGGACGUUUGUGAUAAUACUCCAGUAACCGGUCCUGGAGCACGAACGGAACCGGUUAAGCGCAGCUGGAUGGCUAAGCUGAAGCUGCUGAUGUUACCCAGCAACACCCGAGCUCUCGGCAUUAUACUCGGUCUAAUCGCGACGCAGCAACUUAGUGGAAACUUCAGCACUAUACAGUAUCUAGAAGUGCUCUUCAAGAAAACGGCGAUCGGCAUUGACUCUAGCAUAGCUACGAUACUCGUGCUCGCGGUGAGCCUCGUCUCAUGCGGAUUAUCAACUGCGACCGUCGAGGGUGCGGGAAGACGCCCAUUACUGAUCGCUUCCACUCUGGGCGCCUCCAUUACCCUGGCGGUUCUUGCGACGUACCUUACGCUAGACGCGAGGGGCGUUGAUGUAUCAGCAGCAAAUCUUCUUCCGGUAAUUGAUGUGAUCGUCUUCCAGGUGGUCUAUCAAAUCGGAUUGGGUACUCUACCAAACGCGCUGACCGGCGAAUUGUUCCCCACCGAGGUGAAGGCGGCCGCCGGUGCUAUCGUCAUCAUUUUUGACGGCGUGCUUGGCUUCGCCGUAACCAAGCUGUAUCAGGUGAUCGGCGACUGGUUGGGCACCGAUGUUAUUUACUACUUCUUCGCGGCGUCGUGCUUAUUGGCAUUCGUGAUGGUGAUAUUCAUCGUGCCCGAGACCAAAGGUCGGACGUUCCGCGAAAUUCAAGAACUUCUGGAAGGCGGCGCGAAGAAGACGGAGACCGCUGAAUGUUCGCAGGAGCGAAGUAACAUGGCGUGACAAAAAGGAACGUGUCGCACCUCUCGUUCGACGCGGUGCAAACUUACUUACGAGACAACGUCAUCGGACGCUCUUUUCAAAGCGACGAACUUUGAAACGGCGAUUACUUACUCUCAGCUGUGUAUAAAACGUACGUUUGGUGUACGCUUUUCAGGCUAUAAAAACCGGAACGCAAAGGUAAAAUCGCCUUUGCUUCGCGGUUUGCGUUUACCACGAUUUUUCUCGUGCUAUCAGAAAAUAAAGUGGUUUUUAUUAAUAUCGUUCAUGUUGCGUAAAUUCAUACUGAUGGUUUCAUUCGUGUUCCUUCAACUGUGAGUAUUUUUCGCUAGUAUUCCCAAGAGAUUACGGUCGUCGCGAAAUUCAACAUUUAUUUAUUAAAACUCCUCUACGAGAAACACUGUCUUUAUACUUUAUACUGUCUUUAGAGCUUUUCUCGUUUCCUUUUUUCCGCGCUAGAUGUUAGUCGGAUCGGAUAUUUAACGGGACGUCAGACUUCAGAGUUUCUCGUGCAUACAAGAUAAAAUAUUUAAGUAAGGAGAACUGUGUGAGAGAGAAAUGGGAAUAAAAAGGACUGGCAAGUAAAAAUUUCUAGUAAACAUGCCGCAUCUCUUAUACGGGGAGCGUAAAAAUCGUAGGUGACGGUUAAACAUUGAGAUGAAGAGAAAGAGAAAGAGACGCUUGAAAAAUCGCGAAAAUGUUCCGCAGUAAAGAACAAAAAGAAAAUGUAAUGGGAAACCCUCCAGAGUUCCGGUAUUGUCGAGAGAGAGUGACUUUAACGUUUUCAUAACCGCUGACUAUAUAUGCUACUAUAUAUUUUCACAUGUAAAUUUGUAAACUAUUUUAUAUUAAAUAUCCUGUUAAAUACAAUUCGUUACAAAUGU
This is a messenger RNA of Temnothorax curvispinosus, 4472 nucleotides long. Its product is annotated as facilitated trehalose transporter Tret1-like. Lineage: Eukaryota; Metazoa; Arthropoda; Insecta; Hymenoptera; Formicidae. Gene Ontology annotation, biological process: transmembrane transport. Bases 2011 to 3591 code for a protein of 526 amino acids. The transcript is spliced from 4 exons. Gene Ontology annotation, molecular function: transmembrane transporter activity. The record is from RefSeq and is a predicted model, not a curated record. Gene Ontology annotation, cellular component: membrane.